Macadamia integrifolia is the source of this 1929-nucleotide messenger RNA. Its product is annotated as probable protein kinase At2g41970. Lineage: Eukaryota; Viridiplantae; Streptophyta; Magnoliopsida; Proteales; Proteaceae. The record is from RefSeq and is a predicted model, not a curated record. Gene Ontology annotation, biological process: protein phosphorylation. The transcript has 8 exons. Gene Ontology annotation, molecular function: ATP binding; protein tyrosine kinase activity. Bases 640 to 1731 code for a protein of 363 amino acids.
UGGAUAAGAGGAUGGAAUUUGGAUUCUGAUUCUCGAGAGCCCAGUCAAGUGGCUGGGAACCCCGGGAUGCAUGCCAAGGUGUUGGGUGUGUGAUCGGGGUGCUCCUAGCCGCUGGAUGUGCGUUCAGCUCUCUCUCUCUCUCUUUUUUCUCACAUCCAGGUUCAGACAACCAAUUGAUAUUGAUAUCCGAUACUGAUACUGAUACAGAUUGGCUGGUACGCUUGAAAAGCGUGAGAAGGACGUGCAAGUGUGCAACGUGGAGGCAUGUCGGAAGCAGUACGGUAGGCGAGUGCGAAGGGAAUGCUGAGCUGGCUGAGAGGUUCGUUAGCGGUUAAGUUCUCAAAACGAAUUUCCCGCGAACAAAAAACUGGUAGCCUUGGAUCCAAACAAGAGGGUGAAAGAGCAACGUCAGCCUUUCUUCCUAUUCUCUCUCUAAAACUUGCAAAACGCCUUGCCUAAUUCCCCCUUUGUCUAUUUUUCCUUUCUUCUCCCCUUCUCGUGUCGCUCCGAUCCCAAUCUGUCAGAAGCUUAGUUCUUUCAGAUUGGGGAAAUCUAAUUGGAUAACAUUCCUUGGGAGCAUUUGCUCGAGAUGGGUUACUGAAUCUCUUUUCUGGGUUUGUCGUCUCUGCAACCUGCAAAAUGAUGUGCUGUAGAGGUGUGGAAGAGGAAAACUACGGUCCCCCAGCUAAUCAGUAUACUGCCCCACCCAAGGGGGGAAAUGCAUACGGGAGUGAGAGAGACCAGCCAAGGAAUUCCAAUGUAGCCAAGAGUGGAGCUCCUCCAAAGAUCUUACCUAUUGAAACACCGGCCUUAUCCUUCGAUGAGCUGAAGAGAUUGACAAAUAAUUUUGGUGAAAAGGCUUUGAUUGGAGAAGGUUCCUAUGGACGGGUCUUCCAUGCAACCUUAAAGGAUGGCCAAGCUGCUGCCAUCAAGAAGCUAGAUGCCAGUACUUCAUCAGAGCCAGAUUCUGAUUUUGCAGCUCAGUUAUCAAUGGUUUCAAGACUUAAGCAUGAUCAUUUUGUAGAGUUGUUGGGAUACUGUUUGGAGGCAAACAAUCGAAUUUUGGCAUAUCAGUUUGCAACAAUGGGUUCUUUACACGAUGUUUUACAUGGGAGGAAAGGUGUACAGGGAGCUGAACCUGGUCCAGUUCUCAGCUGGAACCAAAGGGUGAAAAUUGCUUCUGGUGCAGCAAAAGGUCUUGAAUAUCUUCAUGAAAAAGUUCAACCACCUAUAGUCCAUCGCGAUGUCAGAUCCAGCAAUGUUUUUCUUUUCGAUGAUUUCGUGUCCAAGAUUGCUGAUUUCAAUUUAACCAACCAGUCUCCAGACACAGCAGCUCGUUUACAUUCCACUCGAGUCUUGGGAACCUUUGGUUACCAUGCACCAGAGUAUGCCAUGACUGGGCAAUUGACUCAAAAAAGUGAUGUCUACAGUUUUGGUGUUGUUCUUUUGGAGCUUCUGACAGGAAGGAAGCCAGUAGAUCACACUAUGCCUAAAGGACAACAGAGUCUGGUUACUUGGGCAACUCCAAGAUUGAGUGAGGACAAGGUCAAGCAAUGUGUGGAUCCCAAGCUAAAUAAUGAAUACCCACCUAAGGCUGUAGCUAAGUUGGCAGCAGUAGCAGCACUAUGUGUUCAAUAUGAAGCAGACUUCCGGCCAAAUAUGACAAUUGUUGUCAAGGCUCUUCAACCACUACUUAACUCAAAACCAGGAGGAUCAGAGUCUCACAUGUAACUAUAAUGUCUCUUUUUAAAAAGAAAAAAAAGUUGUCCCCACUAUUUUACAUGUAAUUCAUUGUCAUUGAACUUUUUGAGCUCGAUAUUGAGAUCUUGUAUCAAAAAAUUUUUGGGAAAGAUUAGCAGCCAUCCCAUAUGGUUCAAGAUGUAUAUUUUAAUCUAUCUAAGCUAAGGUUUGACCAUUUGAGAACAAAAA